CUGUCGGUCAUUCCAGUUACAAUCAUAUUCUGGUACUUGAAUCUCUUCUUACUUGUUGUUAUUAUGGUGUCUUUCCUUCGCCAAGCACGCCUGGCUGUACUCACCCUGUUAGCUCUUUCGUGGAUGCUUGUGACAGGUUCCGCCAUUCCCCCAAUUCCCAAAGGCGCGCUUUCACCCGAACGUGUUCAAUGGCUUAGAGAUGUAAUCGGUAAUCGGACCGAGGACGGUACCAUAUCGGACGUUACCAAACGGAGCACUGUAUUGAGUAGUAGCCAAGACGGUGUCGACAGCGCGGGAUUUUACUACUCAUUGUACAAUGCUAAUGGAGCCGAGGUCGGAUAUACCGAAUACCCCACGAUCGGUCAAUUUGAACUUGGGUGGGAUGCUACGGUGGAAUUCCUUGGGGGAAAGGGCUAUAAAGGCGGCAGCACACGCACUUUGACCUGGGACGGUUAUUUUACUGCCGAGGGGGACUGGACUUUGGCCAUCUAUGGCUGGACCCUGGAUCCCGUCACCGAGUGGUAUAUUGUGGAGUCGCAUGGCACUGGCACCCCAGGCAAUGGGGAUAUCCUAGGCCAGGUGAAUAGUGAUGGCGGUGUAUACGAUGUCUACAACCUACCCUACCGAAAUGUCCAGGAGAUCUACGGUGUGACCAGUUUUGAUCAGUAUUGGUCGGUGCGUCGCUCCCACCGCUCCACCGGCACCGUCGAUGUGAGCACCCAUUUCCAGGGCUGGAAGGAUUUGGGUCUCAGCCCCGGCACCCCAAUCUUUCAGAUGGUUACUCUGGAAGGCUUUUCUGGGCAAGGCUACCUGAAUUUCACCGUUGGGUAGAAUCAAUCGGAGGUCAGAGGACCACAGCCGACGGUGGGCGCCAACUCGAAACCAGAUCCCUCCUGUGCAUAUUCUUGUGACAGCAAGGAAAACAUGGCUUCGUUAUCGGAAAGCAGAAGCCCUGUUCUCUUUUGAUUUCUUCUUUUGCAGUGGAUUGUCCUCUUCUCUUCUCGCGUCUUUUCCUGUUGUUGGCCAGUUUGUCACCCUUGAAGGUAUUGUCGGUAUUCUUGGCCAGGUUUGGUGUUUCGCUUUAUGUGUAAAUCGUUCAUCUACUUCACAUGUGGAGGGUCCGAAUCCAUAUGAAUACGAUAAAAGAUGAUUGAAUAGGC
Molecule: messenger RNA, 1160 nt
Organism: Aspergillus aculeatus ATCC 16872
Lineage: Eukaryota; Fungi; Ascomycota; Eurotiomycetes; Eurotiales; Aspergillaceae
Product: glycoside hydrolase family 11 protein
Exons: 2
Coding region: 64-831 (255 amino acids)
Biological process (GO): xylan catabolic process
Molecular function (GO): hydrolase activity, hydrolyzing O-glycosyl compounds
Source: RefSeq, a predicted model, not a curated record